Molecule: messenger RNA, 1235 nt
Organism: Colletotrichum phormii
Lineage: Eukaryota; Fungi; Ascomycota; Sordariomycetes; Glomerellales; Glomerellaceae
Exons: 1
Coding region: 113-934 (273 amino acids)
Source: RefSeq, a predicted model, not a curated record
CCCUGGCUUCAAACGGCGGCCCAGACCCCGGCUCGCCAACUCGGAAAGACAACCUAUUUGUUCGCGCCAGGGCUUUGAAGCCGUUUCUGUAAGGCAUGACAGCUGUUUCGCAAUGGGUCAUUGCCCCGUUUCUCGCAGCACUAUCUCGGGAUUCCUCCCUCGUCGGUCCGUCCAGGCUACUGGCCCGAAGAGCCUUGUCAGAGCACGCCGAACACAACGGAGCCUGCCGGUACUCCUGUUCGUCGUCAACAGGUAUGAUUACACAGUACCUGGCCGAAUCCGGCCAAACUUGGGUCAUGCGGCUCACAUACAUACAUACCUUGUACGGAGUAGCAGUUUACAGUACUGGACUUCGUCUGCCCGUAUUCGUUCAGUCUUCACCUCCCUCCAUGAUUUGGACAGCCUUCACGGUUGCGUGAUACGGAUAGCACCCUCAGAACGAUACCCCAGCUGUUCGCAGAUGCUCCCCUUGCGAUGCUACACGACACAAGUCUUUUCCGAUACUCUGCUUUCUAACUCAGUGCCCGGUGUUUGGACAUCGCCGCUCGUUCUACUUCGUACAUUCUACCGCCACGGAUACCUGCGCAAGUCGCGGCUAGUGCAGAACUUGCCGGCGUUCGGCACCAUCCUAGUUUCCUUCUUGUGGGUUUGCAAUACUGGCAACGCCCCAACGGCCCAAUCCAACCCAUCAUUCAAGCUAAAGCCUCGUCCGCCUUGCCCUACCAAAGAACAUUCGAUGAAAGAUUUGAAUGUCGCUAGGCUGGCUUCCCAUUGGGGGCACAAAAGGAUUUUCCCCGCCAUGGGUGCUUCUGGGCAGUGGAUGCAGGUAAUCUGGUCUCAGUGGGCACAAGCGAAGGUGGGAGAAGAAGAGAAGGAGAGCAAAAAAGAUCUGCCACACAAUGCAUGGUCGGCCCAGUCAGUGGCCACGAGCUGAUCCCCUGCAAAGGUCCUGCGGGUUUGCCUCGAUGCGGACAAGACUCAACUGCCACAUUUGCAACCUCUUUCCUUGCCCUUAACUUGAGAAUAUUAAGUACCACCUCAUGAUACGCGCGCAGCAUCUCGGAAAGCAAGAAUCGUUCGCUUGGCCACGGCAAUUUCUGUUCGAGAAGAUAGGCGUUGCAGAGGCAUAUGCAGCAUCGCUGCGCUUGUCGGGUGCCUAACCGGCGUGGCUGACUUCUCUCUUCUUGCCCGACUAUCCGUAGGAAGGAUGCUGCUUUCGUUGUAACAGAAUGCUG